Messenger RNA from Mauremys reevesii (Reeves's turtle), 1312 nucleotides. RefSeq names its product proteasome activator subunit 1 (gene PSME1). Lineage: Eukaryota; Metazoa; Chordata; Testudines; Geoemydidae. Gene Ontology annotation, cellular component: cytoplasm; nucleoplasm; proteasome activator complex. Gene Ontology annotation, biological process: regulation of G1/S transition of mitotic cell cycle; positive regulation of endopeptidase activity; regulation of proteasomal protein catabolic process. Gene Ontology annotation, molecular function: endopeptidase activator activity. The record is from RefSeq and is a predicted model, not a curated record. Bases 208 to 957 code for a protein of 249 amino acids. The transcript has 12 exons.
CGGGCGGAAGUUCGCAACCCGAACCACUCCACCACCGUUGGGGCACUGCUGCGGGAAGCUCGCAGCUCGCACCCGCCCCCUCGGCCGGGACUUCCCCCGCAGCUCCGUCACUUUCGUUUUCACUUUUCAACUCGCACCAUCAUCCCCCCCCCGCCACGCGCCUCGGGCCCCCCAGUUCCGUCACGCACCCCCCAGCGACCCCCCCCCAUGGCUGCGCUGCGGAUCAGCCCCAAGGCCGAGGCCCAGGUGGAUUCCUUCCGGACCCAGCUCUGCGCCCAGGCUGAAGCGCUGGUUGGGACCCGGUUCCCCAGCAAGAUCACUCAGCUGGACGCUUUCCUCAAGGACCCGGCGCUGAACGUGGGGGACCUGGAGUCCCUGCGGGCCCCACUCGACAUCCCCGUCCCCGACCCCACCAAGGAGAAGGCGAAAGCCGAGCGCCGCAAGAAGGAAGAGAAGGAAGAGAAGAAAGAGGAGAAGAAGUCGGAGGAGGAGGAUAAAGCGCCCCCCUGUGGGCCCGUGAGCAGCAACGAGACGGUUGUGGGGCUGGUGAGCCGGGUGAAAGCCGAGAUUCAGGGCGCCAAGGAGGAGCUGGGGCUGGUCUCUGUCUGGGUUCAGCUCCAGGUGCCCCGUAUCGAAGACGGCAACAAUUUUGGGGUCGCAGUCCAGGAGAAGGUGUUUGAGCUGAUGACGGCCUUGCGGACGAAGCUGGAAGGAUUUCAGACCCAGAUCUCCAAGUAUUUUUCCGAGAGAGGCGACGCGGUGGCUAAAGCGGCCAAAAAUCCUCAUGUGGGCGAUUACCGGCAGCUGGUGCACGAAUUGGACGAGGCGCAAUACGCUGAGAUCCGGCUGAUGGUGAUGGAAAUCCGCAACCUCUACGCCAUUCUCUACGACAUCGUGGUCAAGAACUUCGAGAAGAUCAAGAAGCCGCGGGGCGAAACCAAGGGCAUGAUCUACUGAGCAACCUUUCACCUCCAGCCUCCACCAAUCGCAGGGCAGGAAAUUGAGCAGCAAAAAAAAGAAAGGACGAGAUCUGAUGGCAACAAAGUCUCUGCCCCCAAGUCUGCGUGAAAUGGCAAAAAUUCAACCUGGCCCAAUGAAGAAAAGCCAAACGAGAGAGAUUCAGUGUGACGAGCGUCAUGAAAUGGAAACCACGAACAUCCAAACAAAUCCUGGGCCUAUCCAACCACGGCCUCCCAGGGAAGAUUUUGCCCCCACAAAUUUAGGUUUUUGGCAUUUUAAUUCCUUAUUUUGUCCUUUUCGCAACUAGCUUUGCCUUGAGGAGCUGCAAUAAAAUGAAAUGAACGAAUUGAAA